This is a messenger RNA of Penaeus indicus, 5211 nucleotides long. RefSeq names its product GATA-binding factor 6-A-like. The transcript is spliced from 10 exons. Gene Ontology annotation, molecular function: RNA polymerase II cis-regulatory region sequence-specific DNA binding; zinc ion binding; DNA-binding transcription factor activity, RNA polymerase II-specific. Bases 319 to 2418 code for a protein of 699 amino acids. The record is from RefSeq and is a predicted model, not a curated record. Gene Ontology annotation, biological process: positive regulation of transcription by RNA polymerase II; negative regulation of transcription by RNA polymerase II. Lineage: Eukaryota; Metazoa; Arthropoda; Malacostraca; Decapoda; Penaeidae.
CCGCCUUUUUGACACUCACUCGCCUACUCCAGAGACACACUCACACACGCUUACGCUCUCUCUUUCCCGCCUGUCGCUUCGGUGGUGUCUGUGUCAGCAACGCGGAGGACAAGCCAGGCAUUCGUUGUUUCAAAUGUAGAGAGAGAAAAGCAGAGAGAAAGAUCGAACUGUUUUGUAAAUAUCGUUCUCGUUGUGUGUGUUUUAUUUUAUUUUUUUUUACUCUCUCGACGCUGAGAUUUUCAAAGUUCGACGGAGAAAGAUUCUCGCAAGACGAACGCCGUGGAGGAAGAUACGUAGAGGAGAUCGAAGGCAACCCCGAUGUUGGCGACCAUGUCUCUCUCGGAACCCACAGUGACGUCAUCAAGUGGGCGGGAGGAGGCGGGGCUGAAGGUGCACGUGGGGGGGACUGCACCCGCGAAGAUGGGCGGAGUCGCGGACUUAGCCACGCCCACCAGCCUGCCGGGGGUAGGCCCGCCCCACAGCCUGCAGGUCUCGAGGUCUGUGCGCUCUGGCACGCCCGCCGCCGACCUGCCCGCCCUCGCCUCCGACCUCAUCUCCCCCGACCAUCUCUCGCCCCCGGUAUUUUCCCCGGCGACGCCCUCCAGCGCCCCCGUCUACUCCCCGGUGUCCCCCGCGGGCUGCAGGGGCGAGAGCAACUUCUUCUUCCCUUGCAGCAGCGUCCACGGGGGCUUCCCUAGCACCUCCACCCUCUCCGACAUCAGCAGGGAGUCGCCCGAGAGCCAGAGCAUCAAGCGGGACCUCCUCGGCUCUCGGCACCGCGACUCGAGGUACAACUCCGUCGCCGAGUCGGAGGUCGGCUCCGUGUCCGACACCACGGAGGGGGAGCACUCGCCCACGCAGCAGUUAUACUCUCCGGAACUGGAAGGCGACAGGUACAGCGGGGGUCGCGGCCAGCCCCUGGAGAUGUUCAGCAUGGACUUCCAUUACGAGAGUGCGAAUGGGAUGUACAGUGGCAGAGGGGCCAUGUACACACCUACUGUACAAGAUGUGCCCUCCGCGCCCGCCAAUAUGUGGCCACAACAAGUGGACUACGGCGUGCAGGACCUGGGCGCCAUCAAGAACACGCCCUCGACGCCGCCCAUCAGCUUCACGCCCAGAGUCUACCCGAGUACCCAGGUGACGCAGCGACAGGCCUGCCCUCUGCCGGCCAAUUCCACCAUCCCUUCGCUCAACCAGCAGUUGCCCAGUGGUAGCAUGUCGCUGAGUCGCCCCGCCCUCGGCUACAGCGGCUAUGACAUGUCAGGAUCCUGGGCCGCCGACGCCUACGGCACAUACGGGUCUCAACAUGUACGCAGCGCCAUCUCUGCGGUCAAAGUAGAUCCCGGUUUUUACGACGGGAGGGAGUGCCGCGAGUGUGCCAACUGCGGUGCCUCCCGGACCCCCCUGUGGCGGAGGGAUGCGAAGACCGGCCACUACCUGUGCAAUGCCUGCGCCCUCUACACCCGCACCAACGGCAUCAACCGGCCCAUGACCAAGAUGCCUGCCCGGAGGCAUUCUGGCAACAGGAGACUGGGACAAGUCUGCACCAACUGCCACACAACCGUCACGUCCCUCUGGCGUCGUAACAGUAACGGCGACCCUGUGUGUAACGCCUGCGGUCUCUACUACAAACUGCACAACAUCAACCGCCCACUUACCAUGAAGAAAGAGAGCAUUCAGACUCGGAAACGAAAACCCAAGAAGUCGAGUGAUAGCAAGAGCUCCUCCACCUCGUCCUCGAUACCUUCUUCAGCUACUUCUUCAGGCACGAGCACUCUGACCACGUCCUCCGCCAGCACCGCCACGACCACGGCCUCGAAAUACCAGCCUUCUUCGGUGUCGACAGUGAAGACGGAGCCCUCGAGCGCCUCCUACACGAUGUACGGGACCUCGACCUACGGGGCCCAGAGCACCUCCCCGACGGGAACCUCCUCCACCCACCUGCUGCCCUCGCUCCUCCCUCCGUACUCCUUCCCUAGCCUGAAGGCCGCCCCCGCCGCCACCCUCCAGUACGGGGUCAAGGACGAGCCCUCUUCCCCGGGGACUGGAGGCGCAGCAGGAGACAUCGGAGCCGGAGCAGGGAGUCUCCACCACGCCCAUGCCGCCCAUUCCGUCGCCCACGGGGCCGCCCACGUAUCGUCCAACGGGCUGGCGACGUCCCCCCGCGACCCCUUGGCUGGAGUCACCGCCUCGUCUGCCAGCCACUUGACCCCGUCGCACCUGCCCGUGUCCACGUCGGCCGGGACCCCGCACCUCGGCUCUCCGGGGUCCGUGGCGCCCCACUACUCCGCCAACAUGAUGCUGCCCCACAUCGUCACGUCCGCCUGCUUGGGGUCGACCUCGGGGCAGGGUCACUCACCCCCCGUGACUCCCACGACUCCGCACUCGCUGGAACACCUCACGUGGAAAGCCAAGUGAGGGGAGACCCACGGAGGACGAAUGUAAAAAUAGCCAGAGAGAAAAAAAAGGAAAAGAAAAAAAAAAAGUUGUAUAGGUAUUAAUGUACAUAGGAAGUUUUUUUUUUAUGAUGUAAGUCAUAUGUAUACUCUGUUGAUUACUUGUGUACAGAUUUUUUUUUCUUCUAGAUUUAAGGAACUUUUGUUUUUGUAAGUCGUUACAUAGUUUAAGAUGGUUCUAGGCACACCAAAGAUAGAAGGUAGUUCAAGUGUGCCAAAGAUACUAGGUUUAGCAGGGGAGCGCCGAGGGUUGGAGUGUCAAAGGGUCAUGGAAGUGCCAGAACACGUCAACGCCGGGACGACCCCCAUGGACGGGCUAAAUUGACUAGUCGUUUGCGCGGUUCCGUUGUCUUUAUCUUAUUGUUUCUCGUUUUCUUUCCUCGCUUCUUCCUCUUUUCAAAUCAGUGUUAGUCGUUUGUUCUAUUUUUUCCCCUUCUAAUCUGCUGUUCCUCGCUCUUUUCAUACACAAAAAAGUGCCGUAUCGUAGCAGCCUUCAUUCUUCAAAGGCAUUCCAUUUUGUCGAUUAGUAAGAAGAGAAAAGAAGUUCGUCUUGGCUUCUUUAGGUUUUACCAAGGAGAACGAUCACCUUUUGGGACGACAAGGAAGGGAACACUCCUUCGAUGGCGAACUUGGAUGCUGAUUAAAAGUCAAGUGUUUUUUGUCCUUCUGUUCUCGAGUAUACGUUUUAGUGUUAGCUAUUUUGUUAGACUUAGAUUCUUUUUUUCUUUUUUUUUGUCAUUUCACUGUCUACUGUUUAAAGAAUGAAAAGGAAAAAAAAAAGUAAACAACAUACCCCCUUUGACUUGGGUAUGUUACCUCGCCUGGAUAGUACUCACAGCUGAUUAUCAAAUCCCUCUUUUGAAAUCCGUCGAAUCAGAGGAAUUGUCAACUUAACUAUCAUAACGACUAUGUAAAAUAAGUGAUCGGAAUUCAUCUGUUUCGCCGUGGAUGGCAAGGGUUCUGUAUACCGUAUGUGUGUCCGUCCUUUUUACAAUAUUUUUGUAAACGUUUUUUCCUCUUGUUUUCUCUCAGACACAAACAGGCAGAUAAACCACUUUUGCUAAGCACCGUUUCUUGUAAAUGUAGGAAGGGAAUUCAGGCGAAAAUUCUUUCAGUUAAGAAAAUAAAAGACAUUCAUUUACACGUGUUUUUUUUCUACACUUAUAUCGUGUAUUUUUUGGAAUGUGUGUACAAUAGCAAUAAUUAGUGUUAUGGUAUAUAUAUAUUUCUGUCAUCAGUGUCUGUAAAUAGUAUAACGAACAUGUCAUCCUUGAUAGAAAUAUUUGGUCAGAUUUAGCAAUAGCAAUACCAAAGUAUGUGGGAUUUGAUCAGUUACACUGAUCACAUAAUCAUCAUCAUUACUAUCAUUAGCGUGAUUGGUAUUAUUAUUAUUAUUAUUAUUAUUAUUAUUAUUAUUAUUACUAUUAUUAUUAUUAUUAUCAUUAUCAUUAUUGCUGUUGCCAUUUUAUUGUUACUGUAUUAUCAUUAAUACUAUUAGCAUUGGUUUUAUUCAUAUUUUCAUUAUAUAAUUGUAAUUAUCAUGAAAUAAAAAUAAAUCAACAAUAAUACAAAGUAUACUCCUCAUGUAUCGUUUUCUAUGUUGGGUAAUUAAACGAAUAUAUAUAUAGGAAGCGAAACGAUAAUUCUGUUUAUCCAUCGCAUCAUUCAAUUUUAGUUUUAAAACGUGAUUAAUGGUUUUACGUUAACAUUGAUAUCAUUUUCGAAAAAUCUUUCUUUGGAUACAUAAAGCUGUGGGUUUUCUCUCUUGUAUUAUUAUCAAUUUGUGGAAAAUAAUAAAUUCUGGAUACUGAUUUUGUAUGUGUAGUUAUUCUUGUUAGUUUUAUGAUGUAAUUAUUAAAAGACAGACGUGUGUUUUAUUUUGUAAGUUUAGAAAAUAAAAAGGUUAUUGGUGAGUGUCACAGUUAGUCAGUUUUAAUUGAUAUUGUGAUAUAGAAAGUAUUAGAAAAUGUUGGUUAUCUUUAAAACUCUCUCUCUUUAAGGAAAGUAAAUAUAUUCGAAAACCGUUUCCUGUGUGCUGUAUUUUGUGUCUGUUUGAUUAGCCUUUAAGAUUUUUUUUUUCUUUUUUUGUUGUAAAAAAAGUAUAUAUAGUGCGAUUUAUUUCAAUAUUUGCUGACUCGUGGUGCUAGUGUUAUUCCACAAGGGAAUGUUUCAUUUUGAAUUUUUGAAAUGAUCUUUCUCCUUGAUUUUUUUUUUUAUUUAAGUAGGGAAAAAAACGUUGAUUCAUCUUAAUUUACUUUUGAUUUCUUUGUUAAUAAUUUAUGUUGAGUGGUAAAAAUUAGAUUUGUUUUUUUUUCCUGCAAAUGCACGGGAAAAUAUUUUUAUGGAUUCAUGUAAAUAGACAGUUCAAAAGAAUACAUUAUUGUAAAUAGUUCUUUGUUUCUAUUUUGUGGAGCGAUGGUUGGCUGCAUUUAAAAUUCAAAUUCAACCAAUCUCGUUUAUUUUUGGCAGGCGGUGGUUGGCUGAGACGACAGAAAAUUCACCCAAUCAGCCGUCUGUCCGUUAUUUUUAGUAGGCGGUGAUUGGCUGACACAUCAAACCGUUCAACCAAUCAUCGGCCUUUUUAGUCACUGGAGGUGAUUGAUAGCAUUUUAUGUAUGAAUGAGAUGUAUGAGUAUGAAUGAAUCCUUCUAUGUGAUUUUUUGGCAAUUUAUGUAGUUAAAAACGCUUUGUAAUUUGUCUUUUUGUAAUACUGAAUUGUGCUGUGAGUUAAAAAAUCAUAAACAAAUUUCAUGGA